UAUUCGUAGUGUUAUGCAGAAGUACCUGGAGGACAGAGAUGAAGGGACGUUUGAUAAAAUUUUCAAUCAGAAAAUUGGCUUCCUGCUCUUCAAGGACUUCUGUAUGCUUGAGAUCGACGAGGCCGUGCCACUGCUCAAGUUCUAUGAAGAGAUCAAGGACUACGAGAAGCUGGACUCUGAGGAGGAGCGCUUGAGCCGCAGCCGGAAGAUUUACGACACCUACAUCAUGAAGGAGCUGCUUACCAGUUCACAUUCAUUUUCCAGCAAGGCAGUGGGACAUGUGCAAGCUCACUUGGUAAAGAAACGAGUCCCCCCAACGCUCUUCCAGCCAUACAUUGAGGAGAUCUGUGACAGCUUGAGAGGCAAUAUCUUCCAGAAGUUCAUUGAGAGUGACAAAUUUUCCCGUUUUUGCCAAUGGAAGAAUGUGGAACUCAACAUACACCUAACAAUGAAUGAUUUCAGCGUACAUCGAAUCAUUGGCAGGGGUGGCUUUGGGGAAGUGUAUGGCUGCAGGAAGGCUGACACUGGGAAAAUGUAUGCCAUGAAGUGUUUGGACAAGAAGAGGAUCAAGAUGAAGCAGGGGGAGACACUGGCGCUCAACGAGAGAAUCAUGCUGUCCUUAGUCAGUACAGGGGACUGCCCGUUCAUUGUGUGUAUGACGUAUGCCUUCCACACUCCCGACAAACUGUGCUUCAUCCUGGACCUCAUGAACGGGGGAGACCUGCAUUACCACCUCUCUCAGCAUGGCGUGUUCAGUGAAAAAGAAAUGCGUUUCUACGCAACUGAAAUCAUCUUGGGUCUGGAGCAUAUGCACAACCGCUUUGUCGUUUACAGGGACCUUAAGCCUGCUAACAUUCUGUUGGAUGAGCACGGCCAAGUUCGGAUCUCAGACCUCGGCCUGGCCUGCGAUUUCUCCAAAAAGAAGCCCCACGCCAGCGUCGGCACCCAUGGCUACAUGGCUCCAGAGGUCCUUCAGAAGGGGACGGCGUACGACAGCAGUGCAGACUGGUUCUCUUUAGGCUGCAUGCUUUUCAAACUCCUCAGAGGACACAGCCCCUUCCGGCAGCACAAGACCAAAGACAAACAUGAGAUAGACCGCAUGACGCUGACCAUGGAUGUGGAGCUGCCAGACUCUUUCACAGCAGAGCUCAAAGAUCUCUUGGAGGGGCUGCUGCAGAGAGAUGUGUCCAAGCGGCUCGGAUGCCAGGGCCAUGGUGCCUCAGAGGUGAAGGAGCAUCAGUUUUUCAAUGGCAUCGACUGGCAGCAGGUCUACCUACAGAAGUACCGUCCUCCUUUAUACCCGCCCAGGGGAGAAGUGAAUGCUGCAGAUGCUUUCGACAUCGGCUCCUUUGAUGAGGAAGACACCAAGGGCAUCAGGCUGCUGGACAGCGACCAGGAGCUGUACAAGAACUUCCCUCUGGUCAUAUCAGAGCGCUGGCAGCAGGAGGUGGUUGAGACAGUGUAUGAGGCAGUCAACUUGGACACGGACAAGAUUGAGGCUCGCAAGAGGGCCAAGAACAAGCAGCCCGGCCACGAGGAAGACUAUGCUUUGGGGAAGGACUGCAUAAUGCAUGGCUACAUGCUGAAGCUGCGGACCCCGUUCAUGGCCCAGUGGCAUCGCUGCUACUUCUAUCUGUUCCCUAACCGAUUAGAGUGGAGGGCGGAGGGCGAGACACGGCAAAACCUGCUGACGAUGGAGCAGAUCGUAUCAGUGGAGGAGACCUUGAUUAAAGACAAGAAAGGUAUUCUGCUGCGCAGCAAAGCAGGGAAGCAAUUUGUUUUGCAGUGUGAGAGCGAUCCAGAGUUUGUGCAGUGGAAGAAGGAGCUGAACGGGGCGUUGACAGAAGCUCAGAGGUUGCUGCUUCGAGCCCCAAAAGUCAUUGGGAAAAGCCGAACCGGUGUGGUGGAGCUUUCCAAACCUCCCCUCACACACCACGACAGUAAUGGCCUGUAAAAUUUCUAGAAUU
Messenger RNA from Nematolebias whitei (Rio pearlfish), 1967 nucleotides. It is a transcript of the gene grk3, whose product is annotated as G protein-coupled receptor kinase 3. The record is from RefSeq and is a predicted model, not a curated record. NCBI's taxonomy places the organism in Eukaryota, Metazoa, Chordata, Actinopteri, Cyprinodontiformes, Rivulidae. Gene Ontology annotation, biological process: protein phosphorylation; regulation of signal transduction; G protein-coupled receptor signaling pathway. Gene Ontology annotation, molecular function: ATP binding; G protein-coupled receptor binding; G protein-coupled receptor kinase activity.